Molecule: messenger RNA, 2145 nt
Organism: Saccostrea echinata
Lineage: Eukaryota; Metazoa; Mollusca; Bivalvia; Ostreida; Ostreidae
Exons: 1
Coding region: 11-1714 (567 amino acids)
Biological process (GO): positive regulation of DNA-templated transcription
Cellular component (GO): nucleoplasm; chromatin
Molecular function (GO): zinc ion binding; protein binding; ubiquitin-protein transferase activity
Source: RefSeq, a predicted model, not a curated record
AGGAAAUCUAAUGAUGGACCCUCAAACCAGUGCCCAGGACGUGAUGCGAUGUGACCUGUGUGAGACCGCUGUGGUACAGAUGCACUGUGAUACAUGUCUUGUCAACCUGUGUAAGGCUUGUGUGGGAGAACACACGAUAUCUGAUCAAUCUAUCAGUCACAAAGUUGUCAGUUUUCAAGCCAGGAAAUCCACUCCUCUCUACCCUGGAUGUACAUAUCAUAGCAAGGAACGAUGUAAAAUGUUCUGUAAACAAUGUGACAUUCCUGUCUGUAUCAGCUGCAUUGAAUCAAAUCAACAUUUAGGUCAUGAAUUAUAUAAAAUCUUGCGAAUUCUGGAUGAAAAGAAAGAAAGUAUUACAAAAGAAAGAAAUGAAUUAAAUGAUACAAUUUACCCCACAUACCAGGACAUUGCCUCUGAUGUACAAAACAGAAUGAGUCAGUUUGAAAAGGAAUAUGGAGAUCUCUCAACAGCCAUAACAAAACAUGGAGAGGACUGGCACAGAGAAAUUGACAAACUUGUCCAGAAACUUAAAGCUGAAGUUGAUGAGAUGAAAAAUACACAGUUACAAACUCUACAGAAACAUCUGGAUGAAAUAAACAAGAAAAUUUCUGACAUCAAGGAAGAAAUCAAUACAAUGGAAAUGGCUAUAGACACUAAUGACUUGUCAAAACUAUUUAGUGUCACCUCCAGUGUACAUAUAUACAGAAAUCUUCCCGACAAAAUUAUGCCAUCUUUACCCAAAUUCAUUCCAGGAAAAAUCCAUGAAGAACUUGGUAAACUGUUUGGAGCCUUAUCACCAAGUUCUUUAACAUCAGAUAAACAUGGCUACAGCAUGAAGACACCACAGAAAUCACCAGAAGCUGGAUCUUCUCCUCCAGUCAAACAGCUGCUUGAUGAACCAGAGACUGUCACCACCAUAGACACUGGGUAUGGUAGACUUUACAAUGUGGCCUGUCUGAGUGAUGAAGAAAUCUGGACAAGUGGAAAUGACAAGACCAUGAAACUCUACAACAUCAAUCAGGGGUCACUACUCAAGUCAAUUACAACCAUGUCAGGGAACAUGCCAGAGGACAUAGCAGUGACAAAAAGUGGAGAUCUAGUUUAUACUGAUUAUGAUGAUAGAAGUGUGAACAUUGUGAAGAAUAAGAAGAUAGAGGAGGUGAUCAGAAUACAGAACUGGAGUCCUCACCGUGUCUGUAGUACCUCCUCUGGUGACCUCCUGGUUGUUAUGGACAUUGAUGACAACAAACAAUCAAAAGUUGUCCGUUACUCUGGCUCCACAGAGAAACAAACCAUUCAGUUUGAUGAUAAAGGUAAACCACUUUAUUCAUCAUCAGGAAGUAUUUUUUUGGUUGAAUAUAAAUACAUAACUGAGAACAGGAACCUGGAUAUCUGUGUUUCUGACAAUGGAGCUAAUGCAGUAGUGGUGGUCAAUCAGGCCGGGAAACUGAGAUUCAGGUACACUGGACAUACUCCUGCUCCAAAGAACCAACCAUUCAAUCCACGAGGAAUCACCACAGACAGUCAGAGUCACAUCCUUACAGCUGAUGAUUACAAUCACUGUGUCCACAUCAUAGACCAGGAUGGACAGUUCCUCCGUUACAUAGACUGUGGACUGAGUGAACCCUGGGGACUGUGUACAGAUACAAAUGACAAUCUGUUUGUUGCUCCGUAUGGAAACAGACAAGUGAAGAAAAUCAAAUAUCUGCAGUGAUAUGGAUGACUGUGUUGUAUUCUAGUUAUAUUACUGAUGUAUCGGUAUGCUGUACUAUGAAGUCUUGCAAUAAUAUAUAUUUCAGUCUUAUUAUCAAUGCAUAUCUUUUAUUAAUUAAAAAAUGGACAGAAGAUAAGUGAAACAUUGAAUGAGUUCUAUGUAUCCUUCUAAAAAAGGUUUGUACAUCCAGGUUCUAUCUGGAUGCAAACAUUUCCUUGUUUUGUUAGUUUGUUCUUUGAAAUAACACAAUGUAUAUUUCUAAAAACAAAUUUUCUUGAGGAGUAUAUUCUUACACAAUGUAAUGUUUUUUAAAUGCAGUUUCACAAUGGUGGAACAAGAUACGAUGUAUUAUAAUAACAAGAAAUAUGUGUGGUAAACAAAGGCUAUGUAGAAUCUGAAAGCGGCACUACUAGGUGAUUAAAAAUAAAGAU